CUCGCCUGCGCCCUCGGCCCCGCGGGCGGCCGGGCGGCCAGGCCACAGCAGGAGUGUGACUACCUGCAGAUGAUUGAGGUGCAGCACCAGCAGUGUCUGGAGGAGGUCCAGCUGGAGAAUGAGACCAUAGGCUGCAGCAAGAUGUGGGAUAACCUCACCUGCUGGCCAGCCACCCCUCGGGGCCACGUGGUGGUCCUGGCCUGCCCCCUCAUCUUCCAGCUCUUCUCCCCAAUUCAUGGCCGCAACAUCAGCCGUAGCUGCACGGAAGAGGGCUGGUCCUCGCUGGAGCCCGGCCCCUACCCCGUCGCCUGUGGCCUGGAUGACAAGGCCUCGAGUCUAGAUGAGCAGCAGCAGACAGUGUUCUACAACUCUGUGAAGACCGGCUACACCGUUGGCUACAGCCUGUCCCUCGCCACCCUGCUGGUCGCCAUGGCUAUCUUGAGCCUGUUCAGGAAGCUGCACUGCACUCGGAACUACAUCCACAUGCACCUCUUCACAUCCUUCAUCCUGCGGGCCACGGCCGUCUUCAUCAAAGACCUGGCCCUCUUCGACAGCGGGGAGUCGGACCACUGCGCUGAGGGCUCGGCGGGCUGCAAGGCGGCCGUGGUCUUUUUCCAGUACUGUGUCAUGGCCAACUUCUUCUGGCUGCUGGUGGAGGGUCUCUACCUGCACACCCUGCUGGCUGUCUCAUUCUUCUCCGAACGGAAGUACUUCUGGGGGUACAUACUCAUCGGCUGGGGGGUGCCCAGCACAUUCAUCAUGGUGUGGACAAUUAUCAGGAUCCAUUUUGAGGACUAUGGGUGCUGGGACACCAUCAACUCCUCUUUGUGGUGGAUCAUAAAGGCGCCUAUCCUCACCUCCAUCUUGGUGAACUUCGUCCUGUUUAUCUGCAUCAUACGAAUCCUGGUUCAGAAACUGCGGCCCCCAGACAUUGGGAAGAAUGACAGCAGCCCAUACUCGAGGCUGGCCAAGUCCACACUCCUGUUGAUCCCCCUGUUUGGAGUCCAUUACAUCAUGUUCGCCUUCUUCCCUGACAACUUUAAGGCUGAAGUGAAAAUGGUCUUCGAGCUCGUUGUAGGGUCUUUCCAGGGUUUCGUGGUGGCUGUCCUCUACUGCUUCCUCAAUGGGGAGGUGCAGGCGGAGCUGCGGCGCAAGUGGCGGCGCUGGCACCUCCAGGGCGUUCUGGGCUGGAACUCCAAAUCCCAGCACCCAUGGGGAGGCAGCAACGGCGCCACGUGCAGCACACAGGUCUCCAUGCUGACCCGGGUCAGCCCCAGCGCACGCCGCUCCUCCAGCUUCCAAGCAGAGGUGUCUCUGGUCUGACCACCAGGGGCCUCCAGGUUCCUUGUCACCCAACCUGCCAGCACCCACCUGGGACAGAUAGAUGCGUGGUCGGACGUUGCCACCCCAGCAUCGGUCAGGACGCCCCUGGCUCGGGCCUGGAGCACUUCUGUGCACGCCAGAGACCUGCAUCAGACUCCGCCUGCAAAGGCCCCCCUGCCAGGCCCAGGCACCUGAUCUGCUGACUCCGCCCCUGGUGUCACUUCUGACCUGUUGGAGUGAAGCAGCUGCCCAUUCUGUAAAGAUUUUGUGCUCUGAGGGCCAAGAGGUGAAAGGCCACCACUGCUAUGGGUUGGGUUAGGCAUUGGGCCCCUCUGGGUGGAUGUGGGGUCUUGGCUCCUCCUGUCUGCCAGCUGCUCCAGGUGAUUGACUUUCUCUACCUCAGGCAGACCCCGUUGUUAACCUGGAGCUUGGGUCUGGGGAGCACAGCUGUCUUUGUGAGGAUGGAGUGGGCCCAACAUCAGUCUGUCCAUGGGCUGAAGGACUCUGGGGACUCCAAAAGGGUUUCCCACCGAGGCCCAGGAUCAGCCACACCAGCCUUAUGCACAACCAAAGUAAAUGAGAGCUGCCCUCCCUGAGGUUCACCUAUGUGCCAGCUAUUGUAACCAGACUACGAGACGGGCUCCCACCGGCCCCUUCUACCCACCAGCUCAGUUUCACAGAUGGGGAAACAGUCUUGGAGAGAAAGCAGGCAUCUCACCCUGCCGUGUAGGCAGGAUUUGAACUCAGACCUGGCUAACAGGACCAUGGAAAUGCAAACUUUUCCUUUGCUACUUUUUUUAUAUGUUGUAACCAGCUGGCUUCUCUUGGGUCUUUUGUAUCGUCACUAAUAUUAUUAGUACUCCUGAGAACCUGUGCCUUCCCCACCCUCCCUGGAAGACGGCGGCGGAGUCGUCCGUGACGUGCCGCUAGCACACGCGCCUCUGCUGUCACUCGGGCCACGCAGCUUCCUGCCCAAGGCCCUGUCUGAAGAUCCCCUCAGAACCGCACCGGGCUUGUGUGGCAAUAAACAAUAAAUAUUGGCUUCGA
Molecule: messenger RNA, 2370 nt
Organism: Jaculus jaculus (lesser Egyptian jerboa)
Lineage: Eukaryota; Metazoa; Chordata; Mammalia; Rodentia; Dipodidae
Gene: Vipr1
Product: vasoactive intestinal peptide receptor 1
Exons: 13
Coding region: 70-1323 (417 amino acids)
Biological process (GO): adenylate cyclase-modulating G protein-coupled receptor signaling pathway; cell surface receptor signaling pathway
Cellular component (GO): plasma membrane
Molecular function (GO): G protein-coupled peptide receptor activity; vasoactive intestinal polypeptide receptor activity; peptide hormone binding
Source: RefSeq, a predicted model, not a curated record